CUGUUUUACACACACACUGCGGGAUUGACUGCUGUCGACUCGGCAGAUCUGAGUGAAUACGGCAGGCAGAAGACGGCAGGUAGAGAAGACAUCAGAGAGAUGUGGUGGGCGCUGUGGGUGCUCACCGCCUUGCUGGCUCUCUUCUGUACUCUGGACGUGUGGUACUUCCUCCGGGCCGCUGCUGUGAUCCUCCGGGCCUGGUUCCAGCCUCCGAUCUGGGACGUCACAGCGGAGCAGAUCCAAACGGGCCGGGUCACCCCCCGAGACAUCGACAUGUGCCACAUGAACAACGCUCGUUACCUCCGCGAGUGUGACUUUGCCCGCUUCUCCCUCUACAUGCGCAACGGGGUGUUCAAGGCACUGCGGGCGCUCAAAGCUUCAAUGGUCGUGGGGGCCACCACCAUCCGCUACCGCAGGGCUCUGUGCAUAGGGGAGGGGUACGAGCUGCGGAGCCGCGUCGUCACCUGGGACGACAAAGCUUUUUACCUGGAGCAGAGAUUUGUGUCGGCGAAAGACGGUUUGGUGUGCGCCGUCAUGUACUGCAAGCAGAGCGUCACACGCAGCAGCCCAGACAAGAUCAUGCAGCACCUGUGCAAGCGGAAGGUGCAGUGCCCGGAGCUCCCAGAGGACCUUCAGCACUGGGUCAACUUCAUCUCCGCCAGCAGCCAGGCCCUCAGAGCCGAGAGUGGACUAGACGAGAAGAACAAAUGAGACAUUUGCUUGGAACGGCUCUGAGAUCGGCUUUUUGUACGACAGCUAAUUUACCAGCUCAGGAUUAAAAAAAAGGAAAUUUGUCUUUUGUUCACGAUGGCUUGACGUCAUCACACUUGUGCCUACACAUCUGAAAUAUAAGCCUUACUUUUUACCUGUCAACACUGGGAUAACUGGCACAUCAGCUUGUUUUGUAGAGGCUGGAAACAGAUUAUUUCAAUAAUAAAAAAGUAAUAUAAUUGUAUAAAGUGAAUCUUUGUGUCUAACGGCGGCAAUAAAACAGAUGUUUGAAACACUA
Molecule: messenger RNA, 1009 nt
Organism: Cyclopterus lumpus (lumpfish)
Lineage: Eukaryota; Metazoa; Chordata; Actinopteri; Perciformes; Cyclopteridae
Gene: them6
Product: thioesterase superfamily member 6
Exons: 3
Coding region: 100-711 (203 amino acids)
Source: RefSeq, a predicted model, not a curated record